This is a messenger RNA of Erigeron canadensis, 3057 nucleotides long. RefSeq names its product putative pentatricopeptide repeat-containing protein At1g68930. Gene Ontology annotation, biological process: RNA modification. Bases 1 to 2241 code for a protein of 746 amino acids. The transcript is spliced from 2 exons. The record is from RefSeq and is a predicted model, not a curated record. Gene Ontology annotation, molecular function: RNA binding; zinc ion binding; protein binding. Lineage: Eukaryota; Viridiplantae; Streptophyta; Magnoliopsida; Asterales; Asteraceae.
AUGUCUUUUCCAGCAAUAUCAAACUACUAUUGUUCUUUGCUUAAGCUCUACUGUGAAACCCAUAACCAAUUUCAAGUAAAGAAGCUACAUUGCUAUAUAAUCAAGACGCUUUUCGAUACCGAAACAUUUUUGCUCAAUAAUCUCAUUAGCAGUUACUGUAAACUAGGAAAUAUUAAUUAUGCACGCAAGGUGUUUGAUGAAAUUCCCCAACCAAAUUUAUUCUCAUGGAACAACAUUCUUUCUGCUUAUUCGAAAUCCGGGAACUUAUUAGAAAUGGAAAAGAUAUUGAAUAUAAUGCCGAGACGAGAUGGGGUGUCGUGGAAUUCGGUUAUAUCUGGUUAUGCUAGUUUUGGUACUUAUGGGAAAGCGGUGGAGGCGUAUAAGAUGAUGUUGAAGGAAGAAAGAGGGGUGAGUUUGAAUAGGAUUACGUUCUCGACUAUGCUUAUUUUGUCGUCGAAUAAUGGGUUAGUUGAUUUGGGUAAGCAAAUACAUGGACAAGUGGUGAGUUAUGGGUUUGAAUCUUAUGUGUUUGUGGGUAGCCCGUUGGUGGAAAUGUAUUGCAAAGCGGGUAUUGUGAAUGAUGCGAGACGUGUUUUUGAUGGGUUGCCUGAAAAGAAUGUGGUGAUGUAUAAUACGAUGAUUAUGGGUCUUCUUCGUUGUGGCAUGGUUAAGGCUUCAGAGGAGUUAUUUGGUUCUAUGAAUGAGAAAGAUUCGAUCACUUGGACAACGAUGGUUACAGGGUUUACCCAAAAUGGUUUAGAGAGAAAAGCAAUUAAUAUAUUUAGGGAAAUGAGGAUGCAGGGAAUGGGUAUAGACCAGUUUACUCUUGGAAGCAUCUUGAUGGCUUGUAGUGCAAUUACGGCUUUAAAGGAAGGUUCACAAAUUCAUGCAUAUAUUACAAGGAACGAUCUUAUGGAUAAUAUAUAUGUCGGAAGUUCACUUGUUGAUAUGUAUUUGAAGUGUAAACAUGUGAACUAUGCAGAAAUGGUAUUUAAUAGGAUGUCGUUUAAAAAUAUUGUAUCUUGGACUGCAAUGAUAGUGGGUUAUGGUCAAAAUGGGCACAGUGAAGAAGCGUUAAGGGUUUAUGUUGAUAUGCAAAGAAAUGGCGUUGAGCCUGAUGAAUAUACUCUUGGAAGUGUAAUCAGCUCAAGUGCAAAUCUUGCCAGUUUAGAAGAGGGUGCUCAGUUUCAUGGUCAAGCAGUGGUUUCAGGCUUGAUUUCAUUUAUCACCGUCUCUAAUGCACUUGUGACCUUUUAUGGUAAAUGUGGAACUGUUGAGAAAUCUAGUCAGUUGUUCGAUGAAAUGAAGAUUAAGGAUGAAGUAUCAUACACUGCAUUGAUUACAGGGUAUUCCCAAUUUGGGGAAGCCAAUAAAACAAUAAAUCUUUUUAACCAAAUGUUGGCUAGUCAACUACGGCCAGACGGAGUAACUUUCAUUGGUGUCCUUUCAGCCUGCAGUAGGGCAGGGCUAGUGGAACAAGGACGUGGGUAUUUCAAGUCAAUGGUUGAAGAACAUGGAAUUGUACCAGUUUCUGACCAUUACAGUUGCAUGAUUGAUCUAUUCAGUAGGGCAGGGAAGCUUGAGGAUGCCAAAUGUUUUAUAAAUGAUAUGCCUUUUAGCCCUGAUGCAUUUGGCUGGACUACGUUACUAAGCUCAUGCAGAUCUCAUGGUAAUUUGGAAAUCGGUAAAUGGGCAGCAAAGUCUUUACAAGAAUUAGAGCCGCAGAACCCUGCAAGCUAUGUAUUGCUAACAAAGUUGUAUUCUAGUAAAAAAGAAUGGGACGAGGUAGCUCAGUUACGAACAGAAAUGAAACAUAAUAAUAUAAGAAAAGAACAGGGACUCAGUUGGAUCAAAUAUAAGAAUAAAGUGCAUGUGUUUUCUGCUGAUGAUAGGUCAAGUCCAUAUUCAGAUAUGAUAUAUGACGAGCUUGAAAAACUGAACGCUAAAAUGAUACUUGCAGGUUUUGAACAUGAUAUGAAGUCUGCUCAUCAUAAUGUAGAGGAUUCUGAAAAAGUAUCAAUGCUUAAUCAUCAUAGUGAGAAACUUGCAAUUGCUUUUGGGUUGAUAUUUAUUCCUCAGAACAUUCCUAUACGAGUUGUAAAAAACCUCCGGGUAUGUGGGGAUUGUCACGCUGCAACUAAGUGUAUUUCUAAGCUAACAAAUAGAGAGAUUCUUGUAAGAGAUGGGGCCCGGUACCAUUUAUUUAAAAAUGGAACUUGUUCUUGUGGAGAUUUCUGGUAAUUAUGAGCAGGCUACUAAACAAAUGAGCCAUACCAAAGACAAAUACAAGGGCGGCCCAUUUUAGUGCAGAUAGUUGUUCUGGGAAGUGUGAGGAACUCGCCUAUGAGAUCUUUUCGCAAAUAAGAAAACUUGAAGACAAAUACUAAAGGUUAGUUAUGUUCGCAACAGUCUCAAGACAUUACUAAACAUGCUGCUGCUAUAGAGGAAUUAGCCUGGAAUUAUCAUUGGCACUUAUAGAACACAUAACAGGUACAUGAGACUGGGAUUACACCACUUAUCAUUUGCUACAAGUAUUGGAUAUGGUAUCACAGCAAUCAAACUUCAUUCACAUCCGGAGACAGUUACCAUUUUCUGAUACAAGCUUAGUUUAGUAUUAUCACCCCAGAUGACUAGAGCUGUUGCAUAAGGUUGUGAGAUGCUCCCAAAUACCUAGUAGUGCAUGGAGAUUAUUUAAAAAGCUAAAUUAGUCGAAUUUUAUGGGCCGUGGAGAAGUGCUUGGCAGCUGCAAUCAUGGUGUCCUCUGGCCCAGAAGACGUGACAGCAGCGUCCACUCCCUUUGUACCCUUUCCUUUUACCGAUGAGAAAGAAAAGCACUCGCACAUAGAUUUGGUUAUUGAUGAGAACCAAUUUAUGAUCCUCUUUUCGUCACUGCCCUUCAUGAUUUUAAAGCGAAGAUGAUAUUGUUUUUGUUUUUUUAGGAGAUUUUAAAUGUGUUGGAUGUUGGUACUCAAUUUGUAUGUGAUACAAAAUAACAAGUGUUAAUGAUUUAUAUAUAAGCAUAUAUGAUGUCUUGAUCAUCAAGGUUGAUUAAUUAAA